GCCUCGCUCGGUUUCUGCCUCCCAGGUUAACGACAAUCCCAGGCGAUCCCCAGACCUCGGGGCGUGAGGAAGCUGGACCGAGGGUUCGACAGAAAUGAGAUUUGGUAUCAGGACACAGCUGCCCAGGAAGUCCACUAUUUCUAAGCUUUCAGGGAGUAAGAAUCACAAAUGUCGUCAAAUGGUGUGGUGUCUGAGAGAAGAUCUAGGAAUCCAGGCAGAGUUUGUGAUGAUGUUCCGGGAGACUCCUCCCAUCUAGAUGGUACACUGAGGACACUUGAGAGUCUUAGAGAGAGUGAAUUAGCUGUGAGCGCAGAUCCUUUGCCGCCCCCGCCUCUCCCCUUACAGCCACCAUUUGGCCCGGACUUUAAUUCGAAUGACCCAGAAGAGCCAGUUCUAGCUCCAGAUAUCAAACCUGUGAGGAGGUUCGUUCCAGACUCUUGGAAAAACUUCUUCAAAGGGAAAAGGAAUGACCCAGAAUGGGACAGGCCUGCGUCUGACAUUAGGUAUAUUUCUGAUGGUGUUGAGUGUUCUCCACCAGCCUCACCAGGAAGAUCAAAUUAUCCCAGUGACCCUAAAGAUCCAUACAGAGAGUCCAGUGGAACUUACAGUUCACGGAAGGAAACUGAAGCAUUUCUCCCCCAGGAUUCAUGUGGAUCCCUGGGACGACACACGCAAACAGCCCUGACUUACAGCGAGAAGGUGGAAGAGUACAACCAGAGAUACUCCUACAUGAAGUCAUGGGCAGGACUACUGAGAAUCCUUGGUGUUGUGGAGCUGCUUUUAGGGGCAGGUGUCUUUGCCUGUGUCACAGCCUAUAUACAUAAAGACAAUGAAUGGUAUAACCUGUUUGGAUACUCACAGCCCUAUGGUAUGGGCACCGGUAGCCUGGGCAGCAUGUAUGGAGGCUACUAUUACAGUGGCCCCAAAACCCCUUUUAUACUUGUGGUUGCUGGGCUAGCUUGGAUUACAACCAUCAUCGUUCUGGUUCUUGGCAUGUCCAUGUAUUAUCGGACCAUCCUUUUGGACUCUAGUUGGUGGCCUUUAACUGAGUUUGGAAUUAACAUCGCCCUCUUCAUUUUGUAUAUGUCUGCUGCCAUAGUCUAUGUCAAUGAUACCAACCGGGGUGGACUCUGCUAUUACCCUUUAUUCAAUACACCAAUAAAUGCAACGUUUUGCCGAGUAGAAGGAGGACAGAUAGCAGCAAUGAUAUUUUUGUUCGUUACCAUGAUUGUUUAUCUCAUUAGUGCUAUAGUUUGCCUAAAGUUAUGGAGGCAUGAGGCAGCAAGGAGGCACAGAGAGUAUAUGGAGCAGCAGAGGAUAAGUGAGCCCUGUCUUGCAUCAAAAAGAACAACGCAUGAAAUGCCCAGCAGUGAUGAGAGACAAAGAUACUCAGAAGAUGAUUUCAAAGAGUUGAGAGCAACAAAAAUAAAGCCUGAGCUGCUUAGUGGACACAUCCCAUCUGGACACAUUCCUAAACCCAUAGUGAUGCCAGAUUACGUAGCAAAGUACCCUGUGAUUCAGUCAGAUGAUGAACGAGAACGCUAUAAAGCUGUGUUCAAAGACCAGUUUUCGGAAUAUAAAGAACUGUCUGCUGAAGUCCAAGCAGUCCUCAGAAAAUUUGAUGAGUUGGAUGCAGUGAUGAGCAAAUUGCCCCAUCACUCAGAAAAUAGACAGGAACAUGAAAGAAUUUCAAAAAUUCUUCAAGAAUUCAGGAAGAAAAAGAAUGAUCCUACAUUUUUGGAAAAAAAGGAACGUUGUGAAUACCUGAAGAGUAAGCUUUCUCACAUAAAACAAAGAAUUCAGGAAUAUGAUAAAGUUAUGAAUUGGGAUAUACAAGGUUUUUCCUAAACCUUAUCAGAAAACUAUUUUUGUAUGGAAAUGUGUUUAAUAUUUAUUUACUGCCAUGUCUUUACCAAUUUCAUGAUAUAUCUAAAAUUGGUUGCUAUUGGGAACUAGCUUUUGACCAUUUUAAUCUGUAUGAGUGCUAAAAGGUUUGUUUCCAUUCAGAUACCUCUAAUUUCAAAUUCAGUAUGUGCCUUUAUUUAGAAUUAAUUCAUUUCUGAAAAAAAUUAUGCCUAUUUCUCUUUAGAAAGUACCCUCAGGGAAAGUGAUAUAGGAAUAAUGUCUCUUAAUAGGGGAAACCACUAGGAUAUUCUUAGUAGUAUUUGCAUUGUCACACUGCUAUCCAUUGGGUUUUCCAUUUCCUAAAAAGAUGAAUUUCUUUUCCUAACCAAAGUUGUCAUCUGCUUCCAUGAAUGGAAGAAAUACAAGGCAUCCUUGUUACAGAGUUCCUUAAUCAGCAAGCCUAAAUAGCCAACCAGAAAGCUCUGAUACUGUGAAUUCGCAUUUUAUGCUCUUAGGCCUUAACUUUCAAGAACAAGAAAAUAUGAAAUAUCGAGCAGAGAAAAAAACAACCUUUAACCUACUCUGGGGUGAUGCCAACAAAGGGCCCAAGACCCUGUGGUCAUUGGGGCCAUGCAGAGGAUCCCUCACGUCUGUCCUUCAGCUAGCUAGGUCCUCCCUUUCUAGCCUGACUUUACGUAAGUCUCCUUCAUGCACUCCAGCCAAACUGGAUUAGCUGUUCUCCACACUCAGCUGUGCAUUCUAGAAAUCUAUACUUUCCCACAAGACAUUCCCCAGAACCCGGAAUGUGCUUCCUCCUCAUUUCUGUCCUGAGAAUCCUCAUGUUUAAUGGCUACUUUCGGACACCAGGCCUUUUACCCUCAAGCUCAAAGUGCUCUUUCCUUCCUCUGACAACUCCAAAGCAUUUUUUCUGACCCUUUCUUUUGCCCACAUCAUGUCCUACCUUUUCUUUAUCUGUAUACAUAUUGUAUUAUAUUUGUCUGUGUACAUGUUGCCUUCUCCCCAUCCUUUCACCCUAUUAGAGAAUAAUCUGAUGAGCAGGGUCUCUGUCUUUGCAUCCCCCCUGCCUGGGACAGUGCCUUGUCCAGAAUGGGUGCUUCCUAGAUGUGAAAAUCAUUGAAUAGGAAGAAUGGGUAGCACCUGGUCUUCACAAUUCAGACUGUCUUCUAUCCCUAGUGGCCCCAUGGGACUUUGGGUAUGAAUAUUUUACCCUCCCCUUCCUAUACCUCCAAUAGUCUAUGAUAUUCCAAGGUCCAUAUUUUCACCUUAAUCUGGAAUCUUCCAAGUAGUAAAGAUUCUUCUGAUUCCAUUCAGACAUAUGUGUGUGUGUACAUCAGAGUGAAAUGACUUGGAACAAGUGAAAUAAAUGCUUCAUUCAUGAGAACCUUAAUAUUCUUAGCAAAGGCACAAAAAUGAAUUGUGGGAGCUUUUGUAAUGUUAAAAUUAUUAUUUGAUCAAUAUCGAGCAAUAACUCUUGAGUCCAGUGUGACCCUUCCUGUCCCAUGCACUUGGCCAUCUGUGAGUAGCCCCUCGCACAGAGUAGGCAAUGAAAAAAAUACUAGUCAAAUUGAAUUUUUUUAUAAAGUUAGUUUAUCACUUAAGCUUAUACUUUGAAUGUUCAAGAUUACUGCUGGGAGAAAAAAAGCACAUAUAGAAAGUGUGUUAUUUGCCUUAAAGAGUUUCCUUUUUCAUUAUUAACAAAGUAAUCAUUAGUGUUUAUUUGUUGGUAUUCUGUUAAAAUGUAAACUGUUAGAUAAUAAAAUCAAGAACUAGAAAUAUUAACUGGAUAAAAAUUUGUAUUACAGUUGUAAAUAUUAACCUAUGAAAGUCUUUUAAUUUUGUAACUUUUUUUUACAUGUC
Vombatus ursinus (common wombat) is the source of this 3723-nucleotide messenger RNA. It is a transcript of the gene MARVELD2, whose product is annotated as MARVEL domain containing 2. Gene Ontology annotation, biological process: bicellular tight junction assembly. Bases 169 to 1848 code for a protein of 559 amino acids. Gene Ontology annotation, cellular component: apical plasma membrane; bicellular tight junction; cytoplasmic vesicle. The transcript is spliced from 8 exons. NCBI's taxonomy places the organism in Eukaryota, Metazoa, Chordata, Mammalia, Diprotodontia, Vombatidae. The record is from RefSeq and is a predicted model, not a curated record.